Messenger RNA from Gigantopelta aegis, 1236 nucleotides. RefSeq names its product multiple epidermal growth factor-like domains protein 10. Bases 25 to 1236 code for a protein of 403 amino acids. Gene Ontology annotation, molecular function: scavenger receptor activity. NCBI's taxonomy places the organism in Eukaryota, Metazoa, Mollusca, Gastropoda, Neomphalida, Peltospiridae. The record is from RefSeq and is a predicted model, not a curated record. The transcript has 9 exons.
AUUCAACUUACUGGUUGACCCAAAAUGUCGGUUAGUUGGGCGUAUUUAUGCCUAAUUCUACUUACAUCGUGGAUUGUUUUAAAGCCAGACUCUGUGUCAGGAGCAUGCCCGACAGGAAAGUAUGGGUUGGACUGUAGCUACGCGUGUCACUGUAAUGUUUUCAGAUGUCAUAACGUCACAGGCUGCUCCGGCAACUGCAACAACGGAUGGUCCGGUCCAAAAUGUACAAUAGAAAAUGUAGCUUUAUUGAAAACUACCUACCAGAGUUCAUACUAUGACGUAUUACCGCGGAAUGUAUCUGAGCUUGCUGUAGAUGGCAGCCGUAUUACUGAUAGUGGCGGACUCUGCAUACUAACUGGUGCACAGCCAUACACGUGGUGGGAAGUGGACUUGGGAAGAAACUACUACAUACACAAACUAGCUAUUUACUUCCGCACCGACUACACAGUUCGUAAAAGUGGAGUAAAUGCAUACAGUUCUCUGCAUGCAAACCAGAGUAACAGUGGACACUGGUGUGGAAACACAACGUCAAGUAGUCCGCUCAUAACACAUCUGACCUGCGACGACCCCGCCAGAUACAUCACACUCUAUAGAGAUACAGGACGUGGUAACUCAUUCAUGGACUUCUGUGAAGUUGAAGUAUAUGUUUGUGAUGCUGGCACGUUUGGUGACACCUGCAACAUCUUCUGUCACUGUCGAGAUGGACCCUGUAACUACGUAACUGGUGAAUGUACAGGAGGAUGUAAACCAAACUGGACUGGACAGAUGUGCAGUGUCUGUGAUUCCAGUCACUACGGUGAAUUGUGCAGUGAAGACUGUUACAGUAGACAUUGCAUUGGAUCAUCAUCGUGUAACAUCACAGGAAGGUGUGACAAUGGAUGUACAGCAGGAUGGCUGAGUGUAGAUUGUAAGACAAAAUGUCCACAGGGUCGAUAUGGACAGGGAUGUCGAAGUAUCUGCAAAGACAGACAUUGUCAUGGGAACUCAGAUUGUGUCCACGUGACUGGAGAGUGUGUCAGUGGCUGUGAUAGAGGAUAUCGUUCACUUGACUGUACAAUACUAUGUCAGGCUACCUAUGGAUUUAACUGUAACAUGUCGUGUGAUGCCAGACACUGUCGUGGUAGUAACGUCUGUGACGUGUUUUAUGGAAACUGUGCAGGUGGUUGUCAAGCUGGCUGGGAGUUACCUGACUGCACCACUGGCAGUUUACAAGAUGGUCUUCUAGACCUUGGAUAA